Kogia breviceps (pygmy sperm whale) is the source of this 1840-nucleotide messenger RNA. It is a transcript of the gene DDX47, whose product is annotated as DEAD-box helicase 47. Gene Ontology annotation, molecular function: RNA helicase activity; ATP binding; nucleic acid binding. The record is from RefSeq and is a predicted model, not a curated record. NCBI's taxonomy places the organism in Eukaryota, Metazoa, Chordata, Mammalia, Artiodactyla, Physeteridae.
GACCCACUUCCGCAGCCCGCGGAUAACAUGGCGGCGUCCGAAGAGUGCGAGUCAUCGGCUGAGGUUCCCCAGAUGGCGGUGGACGAGGCGGAAACGAAAACGUUUAAAGACCUGGGUGUGACAGAUGUGUUGUGUGAAGCUUGUGACCAGUUGGGAUGGACAAAACCAACAAAGAUCCAGAUUGAAGCUAUUCCUUUGGCCUUACAAGGUCGUGAUAUUAUUGGGCUAGCGGAAACCGGCUCUGGGAAGACAGGGGCCUUUGCUCUGCCCAUUCUGAAUGUGCUGCUGGAGACGCCCCAGCGUUUGUUUGCUUUAGUUCUCACCCCCACUCGGGAGCUAGCCUUUCAGAUCUCAGAGCAGUUUGAAGCCCUGGGGUCUUCUAUUGGGGUGCAAUGUGCUGUGAUUGUAGGUGGAAUUGAUUCAAUGUCUCAAUCUCUGGCCCUGGCCAAAAAGCCACAUAUAGUAAUAGCAACUCCUGGUCGACUGAUUGACCACUUGGAAAAUACAAAAGGUUUCAACUUAAGGGCUCUCAAGUACUUGGUCAUGGAUGAAGCAGACCGAAUAUUGAAUAUGGAUUUUGAGACAGAGGUUGACAAGAUCCUGAAAGUGAUUCCCCGAGAUCGGAAAACAUUUCUCUUCUCUGCUACAAUGACCAAGAAGGUGCAAAAACUUCAGCGAGCAGCGCUGAAGAAUCCUGUGAAAUGUGCCGUUUCCUCUAAAUACCAGACGGUUGAGAAGUUACAGCAAUAUUAUCUUUUUAUUCCUUCUAAGUUCAAGGAUACCUACCUGGUUUAUAUUCUAAAUGAAUUGGCUGGAAACUCCUUUAUGAUAUUCUGCAGCACCUGUAACAAUACUCAGAGGACAGCUUUGCUCCUCCGAAAUCUUGGAUUCACUGCCAUUCCGCUCCAUGGACAGAUGAGUCAGAGCAAGCGACUAGGAUCCCUUAAUAAAUUUAAGGCAAAGGCUCGUUCCAUUCUUUUAGCAACUGAUGUUGCAAGCCGUGGUUUGGACAUACCUCAUGUGGAUGUAGUUGUUAACUUUGACAUUCCUACCCAUUCCAAGGAUUACAUCCAUCGAGUAGGUCGAACAGCUCGAGCAGGGCGCUCUGGAAAGGCUAUUACCUUUGUCACACAAUAUGACGUGGAACUCUUCCAGCGCAUAGAACACUUAAUUGGGAAGAAAUUGCCUGUCUUUCCAACCCAGGAUGACGAGGUUAUGAUGCUGACAGAACGUGUGACUGAGGCCCAGAGAUUUGCCCGAAUGGAGUUAAGGGAGCAUGGAGAGAAGAAGAAGCGCUCGUGGGAGGUUGCUGGGGACAACGAUGAUACAGAGGGUGCAAUCGGUGUCAGGAACAAGGUGGCUGGAGGAAAAAUGAAGAAACGGAAAGGCCAUUAAUCUCUUUUAUAGAGACUUGAUUUCUGCUCUCUGCUCUGUGAAGAGGAUUGAAGGAGAGAAUGGGGCCUCUCCCUCCCGAGUUCUGCAGAGGCCGAAAUCCGUCAGACUUGCGUCCAGAAUCUGCCCAGCUCACUCAGUGCUCAUCCCCCUUUCCGUGUGUUAGAACAUCGUUGCCCGCAGAAUAUGUUCGAAGUGCUGGUGUCGAGACUCGGACUGUUCUUCAGCUUUGGUUCCUUGCUCCUGGCACUAGUAAGACGUGCUCUCCUAUCCGUUCACACAGACCUGUGCUUUUCUCAGCUGCGAGUCGAGGAUUGGGCUAAUGAAGCCCUUGACCUGUAAUUGUAAAGGAAAGGAGCUUCUAGAGCUAAAAACAGUGAUACUUCCGCAGUCUCAGCUUGUGUUUCAUGAGACCAAAUGAGAAAUAAUAAAUUUAAAUAUUAUUUUU